Messenger RNA from Cotesia congregata, 1401 nucleotides. NCBI's taxonomy places the organism in Eukaryota, Metazoa, Arthropoda, Insecta, Hymenoptera, Braconidae. The record is from the annotation of a GenBank genome assembly.
AUGAGGAAUUUCAAAAAUUCAGCCUUGGAUAUUGAAAUUAAAGUUGCACAUUGGAAGGUUGCUAAGCUGGACGCGGAAAAGAGGAAGAUUAAAGAAGAAUUGAUGUCGGUGCUUCCAGCACGGAUGAUGUGUUGGUGUUUACAUGUCAACAAGAUUAGAUAUGAGAAGUCGCUAGUAAGUGAUUGUGCAGCAGUAGUUCCAGAUGGUGAGGGUACGAAUAAGGUGUUGUAUAAUUUUUUGAACGAACCAGUUCCUCACUUCGUAGAGAAUAUACUUAGAUUGUCACCAAAUUUUGGUAUAGAAUUGGUUCCAAAAAGUGUUCCUAUACCAACACUCAUUAAAGAUAUGGAGUUUGGUAUCUCAAGGAUAAAGGACCUGACCCUCGAAGAGAAAGAAUUAGAUAAUUUAAAGAAUAGUGUUAGACUUGGAGCUAUUAAUUCGAUUACUAAUUAUUGUAAUUCUACCAGAAGGUGGAAGAACAGAGAUGGUAAGAAGAUGAAGCAAGAUCUAAGACAAACUAAAGAGUUUCUUGAAAAUAGGAAGGACAUCGUUGUUAUGCGUGCGGACAAAGGGGGAGCGACGGUGUUGAUGAAAAAAGAUGAGUAUGAGCGUGGAAUGUUGGAACUACUGAAUGAUCAGGCUAUUUAUAAAAAAGUGAAUAAAGAUCCAACUGCAAGAUACCAGAAUAGGAUUAAUACUGUGAUAGAUGAUUUGUUAGAGGAAAAGUUGAUUGAGGAGAUCCAAGCAAAAAGUUUAAAGUCACAUAAUUUUUUACCACCAAGACUUUAUGGAUUGCGAAAGAUAAACAAACCAGGUUGUAAGCUUCGCCCUGUUAAUUCCAUUGAAAUGGUAAAUUUCUUAAAUGAAGUUAGAUUACUACCUGAUUAUGUUUUGGUCUCCUUGGAUGUUGUGUCAUUAUUCACAAACAUACCGAAGGCAUUAGUGUUGACGAUAAUAGAAGAGGAAUGGGAGUCCAUCACGGAGCUGGUUAAAGUCCCAAAAAAUACGUUGUGUAAUCUCAUAAACGUGUGUUUUGAGACUAGUUAUUUUAAGUUCAUGGAUGAGUUCUAUCUCCAGCUAGAUCGUUCGAGCAUGGGCAAUCCAGCGAGCCCGGUUUUGGCGAACAUUGUGAUGGACUACAAGAAUAAUUACCCGGAUGAUUUCAUAGAUUGCUGUAUUGGAAGAUUUAAUACAGCACACAUGAAUGAUAGUAAUACUCAGUCAGGUGACAGACAGGAAAAUAGAUUCAAGUUUCCGUUUAUAAAAAGGCUGUCACAAAGUAUUACAAGGUGCUUUGGAAUAACUGACUGGAAGCCAGCGUUCUAUAACAUUAGGAAAGUCAGUCAGAUUUAUACAAAACUGAAAGAUAAGAUGAACACUGAGGAUAUAUCUAAGUUGUGA